CCAUAUACAGUCGCAACUCGGACCCCAUUGUUUGGUGCGUCUUUAAGUCAUGCUUUGUAUCCAGCCAUUCUGAUCCUUUAAGUUAAUUCAUUACUUAAUUAAUUCUACCCACUGACGAAGAUUAGGCCAAUUAACCCGUGUACAACAGUCAUACAUUAUGUCACACAAAUCCAACAUAGCCUAAUUAAUGGAUCUGACAGUGUUGUUGAUAUCUUAUAUGUUUUGCGCCUUUGAACACGUGGUUGCACACAUCCAGUACCGAUGCAUAUCUCAUUUUACGUUUUGCAAUUCUUCAAAGGUGUGUCUUUCUGGUAGGGGAGGCCAUUUUGUAUGGUGAGACGUCUGUACAUGCCUGUGUACUGUGUGUUCACGUCAGGAGCAGGAAGUGUGCCUUUGUGCCUAUGAGAGUGAAAUUGUGCUGGAGACUCGAGCUGUUGUAACAACACCCGAACCGAUUUCUUCAUUUUCCUGAGCCAACACUAUCGUUUCAUUUCGCCACCGUUUCCUCUGUGCAAUGGAUGGUGGAGACCUGAGAAGCCUCCCUCCUUUGCUCUUGCGUGCGGCUGGACUACCAUGAGCAAUUCUACUCCUUCCACAGCUAAUGGCAACGAUAGCAGAAAUUUUAAAGGCGUCCGACCCCCCUGUGGCCCCUCCCGCGUGCUUCACCUCCGUAAAGUCCCCAUUGAGGUGUCCGAGGCUGAGGUCAUCUCGCUAGGAGUCCCUUUCGGCAAAGUCACCAACCUGUUGAUGCUCAAAGGCAAAAACCAAGCUUUUAUAGAAAUGGCUUCCGAAGAGGCGGCCAUCACCAUGGUCAACUACUACACCACCGCCACGCCCCACGUACGCAACCAGCCCGUCUACAUCCAGUACUCCAACCACCGCGAGCUCAAGACCGACAACCUCCCCAACCAAGGGCGUGCACAGGCAGCCCUGCAGGCUGUCAACGCCAUGCAUUCUGGGAACAUGGGCUUGUCUGGCUCUGCCUCGUCCAGCGAUGGCUCCCUGAUGCCUGGGCAGAGCCCCGUGCUUCGCAUCAUCGUGGAGAACCUGUUCUACCCUGUCUCCCUGGAGGUGCUACAUCAGAUCUUCUCAAAGUUUGGCACAGUCCUGAAGAUCAUAACUUUCACCAAGAAUAACCAGUUCCAGGCCUUGCUACAAUAUGCAGACCCAUUGAAUGCACACCAUGCCAAAGUGACUUUGGAUGGGCAGAACAUCUACAACGCCUGCUGCACACUGCGCGUGGAGUUCUCCAAGCUGGCCAGUCUGAAUGUGAAGUACAACAACGACAAGAGCCGUGACUUCACACGCCUCGACCUGCCUUCUGGGGACGGACAGCCUGCACUGGACCCCGGCAUGACCGCUGCUUUCGGGGCUCCUGGGAUCAUCUCUUCUCCGUAUGCAGGAGCGGCUGGUUUCGCCCCCGCCAUGGGCUUUCCCCAAGCAGGCCUCUCCAUGCAGGCGAUGCCGGGGGCUCUAGGACCGCUUGCCAUUCAAUCGUCGACAAUGGGACGGAUGCCCAUCCACGGCAUGGCGCCCACAGCCCUCCACUCCGUGCUGCUGGUCUCCAACCUCAACCCCGACAGUAUAUCACCUCACGGACUCUUCAUCCUGUUCGGUGUAUAUGGUGAUGUUCACAGGGUCAAGAUUCUCUUCAACAAGAAAGAAAAUGCCUUAAUACAGAUGGCAGAUGCUACUCAGGCACAGCUUGCUAUGAGCCAUCUGAACGGCCAGCGUCUCUACGGUAAGGUGAUGCGGGCGACCAUCUCCAAACACCAGACGGUGCAGCUGCCACGCGAGGGCCAGGAGGACCAGGGCCUCACCAAGGACUUCAGCGGCAGCCCGCUCCACCGCUUCAAGAAGCCCGGCUCCAAGAACUUCCAGAACAUUUUCCCGCCCUCCGCUACCCUGCACCUCUCCAACAUCCCGUGAGUCAUCGGCCUCUGACUCAUCUCAUCCUCUUUUUUUUUUUUGCUAUUUCUCUUUCUUCAUCUUUUUGCUCACUCACUUUCUGCUCUUUCUCUUUUUUUCUCCCUGUUUCUUUUCCUUUCUCUGGUUUUCCUUAUUUUCUUUUCUUUUGGUCAUUUCUGCUUUACCAGUAAUUGAUACCUUAUUUAAGGCGUGUAUGUGUGUGUGUGUAUAGGUUCCA
Molecule: messenger RNA, 2146 nt
Organism: Clupea harengus (Atlantic herring)
Lineage: Eukaryota; Metazoa; Chordata; Actinopteri; Clupeiformes; Clupeidae
Gene: ptbp3
Product: polypyrimidine tract binding protein 3
Exons: 12
Coding region: 574-1929 (451 amino acids)
Biological process (GO): mRNA processing
Cellular component (GO): nucleus
Molecular function (GO): RNA binding
Source: RefSeq, a predicted model, not a curated record